CAGAUACUACAGGUAGCGCCGUUGACCAGUCCGACACUCCGAUCGAAUUAGAAGCAAAUGAACAGUGUCCCAACCCAGACCUACCCGAUGUGCCUGUGCUUGUUGCGCACGAAAUCAGUAGAAACGACCAUGAGGAGCCCUCCUCACACACUGAGGACAAAGGCACAGACACAGCCAAGGAUGCACCUGAAGGGCAGACAGAGGACCACAAGGCACCAGUCAGUGCAGCGGAAGAGAAAUCGCCUGGAAAUAAAUUAAGAACCCAAACGUCCAAAGUGUACUUUGAGAAGGAAAUGGAGAGGCAGCGAAUGGUGCAGGCAUCAGAGGAGAUUGGUCUUGAGAAAGACCACAAGGAUUUGAAGCGACAGCAGUCUGUCAAGGCAC
This is a messenger RNA of Sphaeroforma arctica JP610, 384 nucleotides long. RefSeq lists its product as hypothetical. The annotation marks the transcript as partial. The record is from RefSeq and is a predicted model, not a curated record. Lineage: Eukaryota; Ichthyosporea; Ichthyophonida. The transcript has 2 exons.